This is a messenger RNA of Spinacia oleracea (spinach), 2416 nucleotides long. Its product is annotated as glucomannan 4-beta-mannosyltransferase 9. Bases 525 to 2117 code for a protein of 530 amino acids. The transcript is spliced from 7 exons. The record is from RefSeq and is a predicted model, not a curated record. Gene Ontology annotation, molecular function: mannan synthase activity. Gene Ontology annotation, cellular component: Golgi apparatus. Lineage: Eukaryota; Viridiplantae; Streptophyta; Magnoliopsida; Caryophyllales; Amaranthaceae.
UAUUUACAAGUAGGGGGGUAGUGGCACUUGAGCAUAAAGGGGCAAGUCAUUGAUUGUCUUUGCACAAGAACAUCUCUCUAUGUUUGUGUCUUCCCUCUGUCCUCUGAAAAAAGAAACUCAUCCGAUCCUCUGAUUGUAUGUCCUGCCUUUGCUUGAAUUAGCCUCUUUCUCAAUUAUCAUCUCUUAUCGACGAUCUCCAGCUUGAUAGUUGGAGUACUCGAAUACAUUUAGUCGCUCAUUGCUUAUAUUGCGUCUGACAAAGCCCGGCCCCCAUUAACAUUCAUCUCCGAUCCCACACUAAGUAUCUUAAUACACAAGCUAGCCAAACCAAACUUAAACUCCUAAAAUACGUGCCCUUUUCGCAAAGUAGUAUGCAAGCAUUACUCAAAACAAAUACUUGUAUGCAAUCUAUUUAUAAGUUUCCAUAAGUUGGAAACAAAUUAUUCAACUAUCAACACUCAACACUCAACACUCAACACUCAACUAGCUAGCCAUUUUGGAACUUACGUUCCUAAAAUCUAUCGAUGGAUCCAAUUUCGACAUUUUCGGGUGGGAGGAAUGCAGAUGGUGUUAGUAGUCAAGUUGGUUUGAUUUGGCAGCAAGCUAAAUCCCCACUAUUUGUUCCCAUACUUAAGUUAUUAGUGACGGUUUGUUUAGGUAUGUCACUAAUGUUAUUCGUGGAGCGACUUUAUAUGGGGAUUGUUAUUGUCUUGGUUAAGAUCUUUGGGCGUAAGCCUGAGAAAAGCUAUAAUUGGGAACCAUUCAAGGAUGAUUUAGAAAUUGGUAACUCUAAUUACCCUAUGGUUCUUAUUCAAAUCCCUAUGUACAACGAGAAAGAGGUAUAUCAGUUAUCUAUAGGCGCAGCGUGUGGGUUAUCAUGGCCUUCAGACCGCAUCAUCGUCCAAGUUCUGGAUGAUUCAACUGACCCUAUUACUAAGAAUUUGGUGGAAAUGGAAUGCCAAAGAUGGAGAAGCAAAGGAAUAAACAUAAAAUAUGAGAUAAGAAACAACAGAAAUGGGUAUAAAGCAGGGGCACUUAAGGAAGGAAUGAAGCAUAAUUAUGUUAAGGACUGUCACUUUGUUGCUAUUUUCGAUGCUGAUUUUCAACCUGAGCCUGACUUUCUUUGGCGAACUAUACCAUUUCUUGUCCAUAACCCUCAGAUUGCCCUUGUUCAAGCUCGUUGGAAGUUUGUGAAUGCGGAUGAAUGCUUGAUGACUCGGAUGCAAGAAAUGUCGUUAGAUUACCAUUUCACAGUGGAACAAGAAGUUGGGUCCUCCACUUAUGCUUUCUUCGGAUUCAAUGGGACAGCUGGUGUAUGGAGGAUAUCAGCAAUAAAUGAGGCUGGUGGGUGGAAAGAUCGAACAACGGUGGAAGAUAUGGACUUGGCUGUGAGGGCCAGUCUCAAGGGUUGGAAAUUUGUUUAUGUGGGUGAUCUUAAGGUUAAAAACGAACUUCCAAGUAGCUUCAAAGCCUACCGUUAUCAGCAGCAUAGAUGGUCAUGUGGCCCUGCUAAUCUGUUUAGAAAAAUGAUAAAAGAAAUCAUUAGAAAUAACAAAGUGACAGUAUGGAAGAAGGUUCAUGUGAUAUACAGCUUUUUCUUUGUUAGGAAAAUAGUUGCACACAUUGUUACCUUUAUUUUCUAUUGUGUGGUACUACCAACAACAGUAUUGGUCCCAGAAGUUCAAGUCCCUAAGUGGGCUGCUGUUUAUAUACCUACCACUAUUACACUCCUUAAUGCUGUUGGUACUCCAAGAUCUCUUCAUCUUGUAGUAUUUUGGAUCUUAUUCGAGAAUGUUAUGUCAUUGCAUCGAACCAAAGCUACAUUUAUAGGACUCUUUGAAGCUGGACGAGUCAAUGAAUGGGUUGUUACUGAGAAACUCGGAAUAUCCAACAAUAAACUACUACCUUCUACUAAAUCAUUCAACAAACCCAACACUACAAUUCUACAUAAAAUCCAUCUGUUAGAACUUAUGGUGGGUGCAUAUCUCUUCUUCUGCGGAUGCUACGAUUUUGCAUUUGGGAUAAACCAUUACUUCAUUUACCUAUUCUUCCAGUCCUUGGCAUUCUUCAUUGCUGCCUUCGGCUAUGUCGGCACAUUUGUCCCCAAUUCUUACUAAAUACUAAAUAGCAAUGUACUCCGCCCACGUUGCAACUUUAUUGUGUCAUCUAUAAGUUGCCUUGCUCUCUUUUCAUUUUUCAACAUCUUCUACUCAUCUCUAAGUUGCCUCUCUAAGCAACAUAUGGGAUUUUUUCAUUUUUCACUUUUUCUUUCCCAACUCUUUUUUUUUCGGAUCAUUUUAGCAAUUGUAACUUAUGUAACUUAAAUAUGCAUAAGAAUUUAUCAUUCUUUGUAACAGGUUACUUAACACGUGUAACUCUUUUAUUUAAUGAUCCGACGAUCAAGUGAGUGAUUUAA